This is a messenger RNA of Neogale vison (American mink), 2194 nucleotides long. RefSeq names its product potassium channel tetramerization domain containing 16 (gene KCTD16). The record is from RefSeq and is a predicted model, not a curated record. Gene Ontology annotation, biological process: regulation of G protein-coupled receptor signaling pathway; protein homooligomerization. Gene Ontology annotation, molecular function: protein binding. The transcript is spliced from 3 exons. Gene Ontology annotation, cellular component: postsynaptic membrane; presynaptic membrane. The coding region runs from base 842 to 2128 and encodes 428 amino acids. NCBI's taxonomy places the organism in Eukaryota, Metazoa, Chordata, Mammalia, Carnivora, Mustelidae.
UGGGAGUCCGUCUGCCCUUGCCGGCAGGUGGGGUGGCUACCUGGGACCCCAGCAGGGCACAUCUGUCUUUCUUCCUGCUGCUGGGCUUUCUGAAAAGCUUCUAAGUCCCAGUACCUCUUCCAACUCUCCUCUGUUUUAAGGAUUCUUUCUAAAGGUUUGAUUUUUUUUUUUUCCCUUCCCCUUUUUACUGGAGAAGCUUUGGUUGGGUAUUUUUCUCUGCCUUGCUUCUUCGACCCAACCACCUCUCAUCACGCUUCAACUUUUUUUGUGACUUGUUUCAACUUGAGACUGGGAGUGAAUACAUACCUAUAUACAUACAUACAAAUAUACAUUUAUAUAAAUAUUUAUAUAUAUAUAUAUAAAAUUAUUUUCUAAGAGCACAUCUCUCUGGCACUUUUCAUUGAUACCUCUGUCCUUUAACUCUUUGGGAUUUGACAAGCUCCAGACUCUGGCUGUGGAUUCUGCUUGCUUUGCAAAUGGGUAUCUCUUCACAGGAGCUGGGUUUCCAGCACUCACUAAGACAGACCUCGGAGUAACUGGGGACUUGGCCUGCCUUGCCUACCGAGCUUGGGACAGAUCGGAUGGAGAUGAGUUGAUUACAUUCUGUGAAGUAAUAGCUCACCACCAGCCAGGGUUGAAACUACUUUUGCAGCAUCACUUCACCUGUGGACUCUUCUGAAUUUUGCCUUCUUGGGGAAAAAAAACUGGGGUAAGAGAAGGUCAUUUUUAACAAGUUAGCUUCCUUCUCCCUCUUUGGCAAGUUGAUGCAAAGGAUAAGGCUGUGACUCCACUGGAUUGCACCUUCAAAUCAAAAUAGGAGAAGAGCAAGAAGAAAGGGACAAUGGCUUUGAGUGGAAACUGUAGUCGUUAUUAUCCUCGAGAACAGGGGGCUGCAGUUCCCAACUCCUUCCCUGAGGUCGUGGAGCUGAAUGUCGGGGGUCAAGUUUAUUUCACCCGCCAUUCCACAUUAAUAAGCAUCCCUCAUUCCCUCCUGUGGAAAAUGUUUUCCCCAAAGAGAGACACGGCUAACGAUCUAGCCAAGGACUCCAAAGGAAGGUUUUUCAUUGACAGAGAUGGAUUCUUGUUCCGUUACAUUCUGGACUAUCUCAGGGACAGGCAGGUGGUCCUGCCUGAUCACUUUCCAGAAAGGGGAAGACUGAAAAGGGAAGCGGAGUACUUCCAGCUCCCAGACUUGGUCAAACUCCUGACCCCUGAUGAUAUCAAGCAAAGCCCAGACGAAUUUUGCCACAGUGACUUCGAAGAUGCCUCCCAAGGAAGCGACACGAGAAUCUGCCCUCCUUCCUCAGUGCUCCCUGCGGACCGCAAAUGGGGCUUCAUUACUGUGGGCUACAGGGGGUCCUGCACCAUGGGCAGAGAGGGGCAGGCAGAUGCCAAGUUUCGGAGAGUUCCCCGGAUUUUGGUUUGUGGAAGGAUUUCCUUGGCAAAAGAGGUUUUUGGUGAAACUUUGAAUGAGAGCAGAGACCCUGACCGAGCCCCAGAAAGAUACACCUCCAGAUUUUAUCUCAAAUUCAAGCAUCUGGAAAGGGCUUUUGAUAUGUUAUCAGAGUGUGGAUUCCACAUGGUGGCCUGUAACUCCUCAGUGACAGCAUCUUUUGUCAACCAGUAUACAGAUGACAAGAUCUGGUCAAGCUACACUGAAUAUGUCUUCUACCGUGAGCCUUCGAGGUGGUCACCCUCUCACUGCGACUGUUGCUGCAAGAACGCCACAGGUGACAAAGAAGGGGAGAGCGGCACAUCUUGCAACGACCUCUCCACCUCCAGCUGUGACAGUCAGUCUGAGGCCAGCUCUCCCCAGGAGACAGUCAUCUGUGGGCCCGUGACACGCCAGACCAACAUCCAGACUCUGGACCGUCCCAUCAAGAAGGGACCCGUGCAGCUGAUCCAACAGUCCGAGAUGCGGCGGAAAAGCGAUCUGCUCCGGACUCUGACUUCGGGCUCCAGGGAGUCGAACAUGAGCAGCAAAAAAAAAGCUGUUAAGGAAAAGCUCUCAAUUGAGGAAGAGCUGGAGAAAUGCAUCCAGGAUUUCCUAAAGAUCAAAAUCCCAGAUAGGUUCCCUGAGAGAAAACAUCCUUGGCAAUCUGAACUUUUACGGAAGUAUCAUCUAUAGGGGAGGGCCGGGGGUGGGAGAAGAAACGAAUUGUGUCACCAUUUGGAAAUAAACCUCCUAACGAAA